Nezara viridula (southern green stink bug) is the source of this 1143-nucleotide messenger RNA. Lineage: Eukaryota; Metazoa; Arthropoda; Insecta; Hemiptera; Pentatomidae. The record is from the annotation of a GenBank genome assembly.
AUGGCGUUUUUAUACGUAGUGUAUAGAAGAGAAGCCAGUAUUUAUGCUAGCAGUGCCUUCGAUAACAUUAGGCGAAUAGGAAAAUUUAAUCCCAAAAACAAAAAUCUUUCUGGAAACGCAGUCGGGAGAAAGGCUCUUGUGGUCAACUUGAGGAUCGCUGGAAGGGUUGAUCUUCAGUAUCUGCAGGCCACAGUAGACGCACCUUAUCCCAGAUAUUGUCUUCCGAAUGUACACGAAUCCCUGCUGGGAGAGUUUCGACGGGUCCAUCAAGACACUCCAUCUCUUGAAAGUCUCCAGCCUCACACGAGCAUCCCUCAAGUCGAUCUUCUCCUUGUGCGCGACAGCCCACUUCGCCAGGCCGAUGGUCUGCAGGUGUGCGCAGACGUACUUCUUUCCCGCGUGAUGAGGACACCUGUCACACUUGAGGGACUCGGCCAGCUUCUUCAGCGCCGGGCAGCCGAACGUCUCCAGGUCGUACACGUGCUUUCUCAGGAGAUCUUCGAGGAAAUCGCACUUCUCUAUCCCCUUGGCGAACAAGAAACGGAACUUUUUCGUACUCUUGGUAAGAACAUCCUCCAGCAUGAAGUACUCGAUGUUGCCUUGACUCCAUUCCAGGUGGUGGUGGUGCUUCUUGAGCCAUAUGUCGCUGGGGCUGCGCUCUUGGGGUAUCUCCCUGGGGGGCUUGAAGAGGAAGCUCUGCUCGGCGAGGGUAUCGAGGUCCAUGACAGAGACCUCCUUGACGAUGAACUUGGAAGGACCGAGGCCCAUGAAAGCCUGGAAGUCUAUCACUGCCGCCUCCAUCUCGCCAACUGGCCCCCACUUCUCUAGUUCCGCCUCCUCACGUCGCCCGCAGCGCCAAUCUAUACAGUCCUCUUCUCGAUUAAAAAGCUCUUAAUAUUGGUAUUUGUAUUACUCUUUGGGUCGUUAGAACAUUAAUUCCAGCCUCAAUCAAUUGCCCACCAAUUAUCCUCACGUCCUCCAAUUAUAGAAGAUUCCACGAACUAAAUUAAUCACUUUUAUUAAAAGCUAAUUUCGUUAAAAAUCUGGACAUGAUUCGUUUUAAUUUUCAUUAAACAAAAAGUGAAAAAUAAAGAUUUCAUUUGUUAUUAAAGUAUUGUAGAAUGGAAAUACAGUUUAUGGCAU